Molecule: messenger RNA, 3929 nt
Organism: Lineus longissimus
Lineage: Eukaryota; Metazoa; Nemertea; Pilidiophora; Heteronemertea; Lineidae
Exons: 2
Coding region: 268-1617 (449 amino acids)
Molecular function (GO): metal ion binding
Source: RefSeq, a predicted model, not a curated record
AGUCCAGGCAUAAUUGAUUUUAUGAUUGAAGCAAGAGUGACUAAUUUCUAUUUAUAACUGUGCUGACUCUGCAUGUUAUCAUCAGGGGCAGCGGUGCAGAUUCUGGGAAUCGGCGGGAUCUUUCAGCCAAUCAGGGGGCCGUCUUUCCCCGGCCUAUUUACCCACGCGGAUGAAUCUCGCGCGAACCCGCCAUUCCAGGAACUUGCUUCAGAUUAGCAAGACAACUUCUGUGAUUUUUCGCUAAUUUCUGGAAUCGUUUCACUCGGUAUGGCGGCGCAACCGCAAGGCACCAGAGCCAAGGGCAAGAAACGGGCGGCCCCUAUGCCUGCAACAGGAAACCAGGCGCCCAGGCCUGCUAGGAGGAGAAGAAACAUACCAGCAGCCGCUGGCUCCAGCGAUGCCCUCGCCAUGUCAUCUGGUAGCCAAGACGGCCCCUCGUUGGCGGACAAUGCUAGCAGUACCCAAAGCGUACCAUCAGUAGCGGACAUGUUUGCUGAAAUGAAAACCAUGAUGUCAACCAUGGUUACCCUUAUAGCAGGACAGCAUAACGUCCGCAAUGACGGCCCAAACGUCGGCGUUGGAGGGGGCAUUAAUGCAGUGGCGCAACCCCACGGGAGUGUUGUUACGAUGCAGCCAGGUCAUGGACUCAGCUCAACUAUCCAUCCGUACAACCCAAUACAGUCGUCACAUUCGGUACAGCCGGCUUCCAAUUUGGGCGACCCCACAGCAGCCAGCCCGUCGAUGAAUCUACAUGUGCAACAACCUGGAAACAUGGAACAUUGUAACGCUACUGCAAUUCACCUUAACGGGCCCCUUCUGGGGCAGGUAACAGGUACAGCUGUGGCUAAUGCAGUUUACCCCGUAGGCUCGCCGUCGUAUUCUGCCAGAGACCGAAAUGGGUCUAUGAUAUCGGCUGCUAGGCCUCUCUAUUAUGGUGUGCCCGACAAGGUAAAGGAGAGGGUUUGGGCGGGGAAGUAUGUGGAUUUCCACGACUUCCAAACCCCAUCAUACGACAAGCCUCAGAGGCCCAGGUCCACCAUUAUAUCAACAGAUGGCGACGGGGAGCCUAUUACUCUAUCUAUUGGAAGGGAGAGGAAGGAUAGGCCUCUGUCCAUCUUCCAGUGGUUGUCAUGUUUUGACAUAUUCGCGUCGGUACACUGUAUGAAGACGCCGGGAGAUGCACAGAGGCUUAUGCGCUACUCCGCCCUUAUUAAAGAAAUUUGCGACGACGGAGGGGAUUGGCGUUUUUACGAUGAAAGUUUUAGGCGAUGGCGGGAGGAGGAACCCCUAGAGUGGUCCGAAAUUGCCCAUGUACUUUUGUACAAGGCACAUUCUCGGGGACGGCCGGAGUAUAAAGAUUCUGACAGGAAGGGAUCUUCCGUCAAAAAGUCACAUGCUCAGUCCUUUCGUCCCGGCCAGUCCUCUGCCUCCUUCCCCAGAGGGUCAUGCUGGCGCUUCCAGAAACACGGGAAGUGUGUCAAAGGCGACAAAUGCGCCUUCCCCCACACUUGCACCAAGUGCCAGGGUUCUCACCCCAGCUUCCAGUGUAGACACACCCCCACUUUCAAAAAGGACAGCGCCAAGCCUUCAGAUUCCAAACAACAGUCCCAAAAAUAAUCACCUACCCUCCUUGAAAACGCCUCUCCCCUCCCCAGUCAAAGGUGAGAUCCUGUGCUCCUAUCUUAACGGCUAUGACCCUGUUAAGACUAAUUAUCUUAAGAACGGUUUCUCUGUUGGUUUUAGGUUAAAUUACCAGGGUAGUCCUGGCUCAUUAGUUUGUGAUAAUUUGACCUCCUCAAAAAUUCAUCAUGAUAUUGUAUCCUCCAAAAUUCAAAAAGAGCUAGCGGCAGGGAGAAUAGCUGGUCCUUUCACUAACCCUCCUUUUCCCAAUUUUCAUGUUUCCCCUUUAGGGGUAGUCCCUAAAAAGACUCCGGGGGAGUUCAGGAUGAUUCACCAUCUCUCAUUUCCUGAAGGAUCUUCCGUCAAUGAUGGCAUCCCCUUUGAAUCCAAACAUGUAAAUUAUGCCUCUAUUUGGGAGGCCAUUAACAAAAUUAAAUCACUUACAAAUCCAGUUUUCCUUGCAAAAACCGACAUCAAGUCGGCUUUUCGUAUCAUACCUAUUCACCCUUCCGAUUAUCACUUGCUCGGUUUUACCUGGGAGGGCAAAUAUUAUUAUGACAAGGUGUUGCCCAUGGGGUGUGGCAGCAGUUGCUCCAUCUUUGAAGCCCUGAGUACUGCUGUUCAAUGGAUAGCAGUAAACAAACUAGGUAUUUCUGCUAUGGUACAUAUUUUAGAUGACUUUUUACUCAUUAUUCAUGGACGAGUUCGAUGUGCUCAGAAGUUAGAUCUGUUCAAAAAGUUAUGUAUGGUAGUGGGCAUUCCACUUGUUCUUAACAAAACUUUCGGCCCAGAGCAGGUCAUGCCGUUUGUGGGCAUCGAACUCGAUACAAUUAUUUUUCAAGCCCGCCUCCCCGCUGACAAGUUGGCAAAAUGUCGGUCCCAAAUCUCAUUUCUUCUCAACAGGUCGUCGGUUACCCUGCGGGAAUUACAGUCGGUCAUUGGGCUUCUCAACUUUGCCUGCUCCGUCGUCCUGCCUGGUCGCGCCUUCCUCCGGCGCCUUAUCGACCUCACCAUCGGGUUUUCCCGCCCAUUUCAUCAUAUCCGCUUGAAUUCUGAAGCGAAAGCCGACUUGUCUGUUUGGAACGCAUUUCUUGCUAAUUUCAACGGUGUUUCCUUUUUUCAUGGUGAUAUCUGGGUUUCUAGCACUAAGCUCAAACUACAUACCGACUCUGCUGGGAGUCUGGGUUUUGGGGCGAUUUUUGGCUCCCACUGGUUAUUUGGAGCUUGGCCCUCACGGUGGAAAUCAUUUCACAUCACCUUUCUAGAAUUCUACCCUAUUGUAGCCGCUCUGUUUGUAUGGGGCCACCUUUGGAAGAACCAAUGCAUUGUGUUUCUCUCGGAUAACCAAGCCGUUGUCCACAUUAUCAAUAAGCAAUCGUCCAAGGAUAAACGGGUUAUGUGUUUGGUUCGUAAGCUUGUUUUGCGUUGUUUACAACUUAAUAUCCGCUUCAGGGCCGAGCACGUCCCUGGGAAGCUUAACACCUUACCGGAUAUGAUUUCCCGGUUUCAGGUCAAUGCGGCACGCCAGUUGGCCCCAUGGUUGGACCAAGACCCGUCACUGCUUCCGGAAGAUAUAUCCCCCAGGGGGUUGCUGAUUCCUUGAACGUGUUGGUAGGAGGGGUGCUGAGCGAGUCAGCAAAGCAAAGUUACAAUAGAGCCUGGACAAUAUAUCUAAAUUUUUGUACAUACGUGUUACACUGUGAUUGUUCUUUGCCAUUAUCGGUCUCUGAUUGUACCUUGUUUGUAGCUUAUCUGUAUUCUAAGAAUUAUGCGCCAGCAACUAUAGCGAGCUACCUGUCGGCCGUCUGCUUCACUAUGAAGUGGCAUGGGUAUCCAGACCCUUCUUCAUCCUUUCUAGUCAAGAAACUGCUGGGCGCUGCCCAGAAUUUGAAGGGGAGUUCCGACAUUCGUCUCCCUAUAACAAAACCUAUUCUGGUCAGGUUGCUCGCUGCAGUUCCUCGGGUAUUCCCCCUUAGGUACCAACAACUUUUAGUGCGCGCCAUGUUUUCUACCGCUUUCCAUGCAUGCCUUAGGAUCGGGGAAAUGGUACCUAAAACCUGUAACCCGUUAUAUAGUUCCACUUGUAUUCAGCUGGGCGAUGUCACCGUUGCACGGGGCUAGGCCACCAUUUCCGUUUUGAGGUUCAAGUCCAGCAGGACUCAAGGACCGCAGUUUAUACACCUCGCUUCAGGUUCAGCACCCUGCCCUAUUGCAGCAUUAACAGAUUAUUUGUCACUUAGGGGGACUACUCCAGGGCCUCUCUUUUUGGCUCCGUCCGGUGCACCCCUCCUCAGGAGGGACUUUGACCG